GCGACUCGACGUCGCCUGCCACUCUUUCAGCCACCAAUGCGCCAGGUCGCGGUGUUGACCGCGCUCCUUUGCGCCAUAUGGACCGCGCCCGUUUUCGGCGAUGACAGUAACGACGGCAAAGUGACCAUCUGGGCGACUCCCCACGAGCAAUAUUCCUCCUCCGUCGGCGUCCUCGGCUGCAAGAUCGACACGAACCGCGUCGCCUACUGGCCCGCCGCCAUCGACUGCUCCAACAUCUGCGUUGAGCUCUCCCACGCCGGCCGCUCCGUCAAGCUCCUCCGCAUCGACCAGUCCGAGGGCGCCUACGAUGUCAGCUACGAUGCCUGGAACUACCUCUAUACCGGGGAAUCCGCCCGCGACAGUCCAGCCAUGGGAGGCCAGGUCGAGAUGCAGUACCGAAUCCUCAGCGCGUCGGCCUGCGCCGACCUACUCGAUGACGGCGCGUUACCCCUCAGCGCGCCCAACAGCAUGAACUUUCUCGCCAGCUGUCUGGACCGGCCCGACAGCUGGGUGUCCGAGAACUACGUCCUGUACAACGUGCUGGACAGCAUCUGCUCGCUCGGUCGCGUGGAGGAGUGCACCAUCGACUGGCCCGCUGCCAACCAGCCCGAUUGUCCGAACAUGCUUGGCGAACCUGUCGUUCUGACGUCGGCCCCGGUGCACAACAUCCAGUACGGGACGGGCGAGUUGGUCCUUGCCUCCUCGGGAGAAAUAGUGGAAGAUUCAGGCGCCGGGAACCGAGGCGGUGGCGCCAUCUUUCUGGAGUCCCAUGCGAGGCUUGCUAGCCCGAUGGGAUUGUUGUUAUCUUUCUCCUUGAUAUUUCUCAUAUACCCCUUGAUUCUGUUCUAGUGGAUAUUCAAUCGUGCGACAGAUGAAGACAGCACAGUAUCUCUGCCUAGUUAUCAUCGCAGCCGGUAUUUGAAAGUGUAUAUUCGCCGUGUUGUCCAGAGUGUGGGGAGAGCGUAACAGAGAAGGUGUCUAGACGUCAACUUCCAGUCGAGACGCUGACACCGGUUUUCAGUGAUAUAAGAAUGUCCCAUGCGACGAGCCUACUCGGUUGGUCUCGGCGAGGUUUGUAUGAUGAGAAGUACAGUUGUAUGUCGCGGGGGAGAAAGGCAAGGUUUCGGGUCAUCCCGAGACCGUCGACAUGCGGCGUGUGGGGAUCCCGCCCAGAUGACGACAGACAGUGGACUACAAGAUGCUAAAGAUAAGACAGACUAGGUACUGUAAAUGUUCUCUUAUCAACAUACGGUGCACCUCACGUGAUUUUUCC
Sodiomyces alkalinus F11 is the source of this 1273-nucleotide messenger RNA. RefSeq lists its product as hypothetical. The transcript has a single exon. The coding region runs from base 37 to 849 and encodes 270 amino acids. The record is from RefSeq and is a predicted model, not a curated record. NCBI's taxonomy places the organism in Eukaryota, Fungi, Ascomycota, Sordariomycetes, Glomerellales, Plectosphaerellaceae.